Molecule: messenger RNA, 2659 nt
Organism: Phycomyces blakesleeanus NRRL 1555(-)
Lineage: Eukaryota; Fungi; Mucoromycota; Mucoromycetes; Mucorales; Phycomycetaceae
Exons: 8
Coding region: 1-2130 (709 amino acids)
Biological process (GO): intracellular magnesium ion homeostasis; magnesium ion transmembrane transport
Cellular component (GO): membrane
Molecular function (GO): magnesium ion transmembrane transporter activity
Source: RefSeq, a predicted model, not a curated record
AUGGAAUCUUACUUUCGCAACCACAGAGAAGACCAAACGACUAUUGAUAUCAUCGACCCUUCCUCUGGACUUAGUAGUCCACUCUACCCAUCCGCAAGAGAUGAUAUCUGUUAUCCAGUCGUACCGGCCAGUCGACUGCCGUUAGAUUCCCGAUGUCCCACAGACGUCGAUCUCGAUGCUUUAAAUCGUAUUAUUCACCAGGACACAGAAAAGGCAGCAAUUGGUCUGAUCCACCGAAGAAGUCUCUAUGGAGAUCCACCUGAAUCAGAGCGUUGGCAGAAUAAUGAUGAGGAUGAAACUAGACAGUGCGCUUAUUAUCACCCUGACACAGGUUUAAUCCAUGGCCGGUCUUUGUUAGAGCUUGAGGGUGGUAAAGGCUUAGAGUCACUUUUGACCAAGGAGAACUAUUGGAUAGACAUCACUUGCCCAAGCCAAGGAGAUAUGAAAACGCUUGCAAAGGUGUUCCGUAUUCACCCACUCACUACGGAGGAUAUUAUGGGCCAGGAGUCAAGAGAAAAGUGCGAUGUGUUUCGCAAUUAUAUGUUUGUGUGCUACAGAGGGUGCGUGCAGGACAAAGGACAGCUCCGGCCGUUGAGUUUUUAUCAUAUCAUAUUCCGACGCAGUAUUGUUACGAUCCAUUUUGUUCGGGGGCCUCACAUGAACAGUGUCUACCAGAGAAUUGUCCAACUCCAGGAUCACUUACUCACAGUCCCGGACUGGAUUAAUUAUGCAGUCAUGGACGAGAUUACAGAUAGUUUUGCGCCUGUAAUCCAGCAAAUAGAGGCAGAAGUAAAUUCGAUAGAAGAAGUUGUGCUCGACAGUGUAUUAGAUGCCAAUGUAGAUGCUGACAUGGUCAAUCGCAUUGGGGACUGUCGUAAGCAUGUUAUGCAGCUAUUGCGACUCCUGGGUACCAAAGCAGAUGUUUUGCGAACGCUUAUUAAGCGGUGUGAGACCAUACGAUCAGCUGAAGAUAUCUACAACUCAUCAUGGGCUAGUAAAUCUAGUCAGACGCUCGUAGGAUCGCCUGCUUUGAGACCACUGCCGAAUAACACAAGUAUGCAUCGUCGAAAGGGAUCCAGCCCUUCGCAGGUCACUCCUUUAUUCCUAGAGGAAGAUGAAGGACGCAUGUUACCAGACGUUGGUCUUUACCUGGGCGAUGUUCAAGACCACAUCCUAGCCAUGUUGCAGAACCUCAAUCAUUAUGAUACUGUUCUAGCAAGGUCUCAUUCGAACUACCUAACCCGGAUAUCAAUAGCUCUCACUCAAACAUCCAAUUCAACCAACCAAGUCAUAGGCCGUCUCACCAUCUUUGCCACUAUUCUUCUUCCUAUGAACCUGAUAACCGGUCUCUGGGGAAUGAAUGUCAAAGUACCAGGCAAGGACCACGAUGACCUCUUGUACUUUGGAUGCAUUGUCUCUAGUCUGGUCAUCUUCGCCAUCUGCUCCCUAACUCUGGCUAAACAGACUCUAAUCAUUAAAUCAACCAACCAACCAACCAACCAACAGCAGCAACAACAACUACAUAAUACAUUCGUAAAAGUCAUGAAACUUGAAAUCGCACAAGCAGUAGAGUUUCUUGGUCGACUUCUCCAACCAAAGAUGGAGAGUGACCUCUUGUUAGUAUACAAGCAGCACUUGUCACUCUCACUCCACCAACGUUUUCAAGACCACUGGGAUACUCUUCAGCCAUUGAGGGGUAAUGCUUACAGAGCAAUCUCUAAUUUCAACGGACAUCUUGAUCCCGUUCUCAUUCUUGCUGCCACUAGUGCUGCAAUCACUCCAGAGCUUAUUCACACACAUCUGCCUCGUGACUUUGUGCUUUGGAUAGACCCAUUUUCGGUAGCCUACCGAGUGGGUGAUCAUGGAAAUAUCAUGACACUUUUUGAGGACCGUUCUCGCGGAAGAUUGGGCGUGAAAGCCGAACCACCCCUUACUUUUGUCCCGAGAGUAUCGACUCCUGUCCGCAUUUCCCCACCCAAUAGUCCCAACUCCAAGCAAGAAGCAACAGAAGCGGCAACAACAGCGGUAAUUACAGCAGCAGCUGUCAAAAAGUACUCGAUUCACCAGAGCUCUCCUCUUGCUAUUCAUGCCAAGAAAGACGAACAAAAACAACUGGUGAUGGUGAACUAAAGAACAAAAAUUAACAAAGAGAAAAAAAAAAGCACACACACACAUACACACACACACACCCACACACACACAAACAAACAAAAGGAACUGUAAAGAAACCCCAAUCUUCCCAAUAUUCACCACCCUCUCCCUCCUCCUUCACCACCUCUCUUCCAAAAGAAGAAGAAGAAGACGAAGAAAGCAUAAGGAAAGAACUGUUGAAAAAAUAUAUAUAGAAAUACUUCUUCUAUUUCUUCAUCUUUCUCUCUUCAUUUCAUUCUUUCUUCCAUUCUUUCCUUCAUUCUUUACCUCUUUAUCUCCCUUCUUUAUAGGUUAUUCUUUUAGUAUUUUUUUUAACAUUGCAUUUUUUUCUACAUUCUCAAUCCCAACCUCUUUCCCUCCCCAAAUUUCUUUUUAUAGCUUCUUAUUAUUUUGUGUAAAUCCUUAUUCUGUUUCUGUUUUUUCAUCAUCUCUUAAUCAAGCUUUGUACUUUUUUUUUCUGUUUAUGUCAUUUGUCAUUUGUCUUCCCCCGAACUUCCCUCCUCUUCCC